AUUGUUAAAAAUAUUGAUGGGCAUUGGAUUUGGGCCGAUGAUUCCGCUGUGUGAAUAAUUUUCUUAAUGAAAAUCUUUUGUUAUUAAAACAUUCAUAUUAUCAAUCGUAAUAUUGUUAACAAUUUAAUUACUUCAUAAUUUUUUACCAUGUGAUAUUUACACAUAAGACACUAAAAAGAGAUCAAUAUUCAUAGUGAUUUUUCAUAAUUUAAUGAAUACAUUAUAUUUAUAGGUCGUUUGUCUUUACGUUUCAAAAUGGCCAAGAAAAGAAAACCUGCAACAAAACCUGCUGCUCGACGAUCAACUCGACGCGGGAAACAACCAAGUGCUGAAACUGCUCUUGGGCAAGGCGAAACUUCCACCUCCGUCGAAUCAACUACUUCAGAGCUGCAGGCUAAUGAUAAACCUCCUGAAGAAUCAAGCAUAAACAUUUCUGCAUCAACAAAAAGUAAUAUUCAACCAUCUGAACCUCAGAGCUUGAAAUCUGGUAUGAAAUGUUUACAACCCACUGUAGCUUUGCAUAAGAAAUUUGGUAAAUAUCGUUGUCUAUUUAACAAUGAUAAUUUGCCUAGAAAAGGUGAAACUGGUAGUGAUAGUGAAACUAAUAGCAGUAUUGAAAUUAAGGUAAUUGAUCCUUGUGCUAGUUCAGAAUCUGACUCAAAUGCUGCGUUAGAUGUUCAUUCUGAUACAAACAGUGGUGCUUGUCCCAGUCCUCUGACUAUUGUCUCAAAAUCAUUAGAUAAUCAAGCCACCCACACAGCUUCAAUGCCAUUACCAGAAAAAUCAAAAGCUCCUCCUGUAAUGCCUUUACAAAAUUCUAAAAAUGACAGCAAAAGAAUUUUGCGAGGGAAUCAAUCAACAACUAAUACAUCAGUAUUAGUUAAGCAUGUAGAACAAAUGGAAAAUAUGAAAACUGAUGAAAUUGUUAAUAUACAAUCAAGCCGUGAAAUUCAAGACAUUCCAUUGCAAGAAGAAAUUGAAUAUGCAUGUGAUGAGGAUGAAGUAAUUACAGUAGUUCAAAUAGUUGAAGAUGAUAACCAAGAGCUUUAUUAUAACAUUAAGAUAGAUAGUCCAAAGAGUGAUUCAAAUUUGCAGCAGAUUAAUGAUAAUGAAAUAUUAGAAAACAAGAAAUGUGAUUCCGAUUUUCAAAAACAUUUUGCAAACUUAAAUCUUGCUUCCCAUUCAAGUUCAAGAACCCAUUCACUCAUGGAUUGUACUGAAAUUAAUUACUCACAAGUACCUCAAUGUAAUAUACCUGAUAUAUUUGCAAAAGAGAAUUCAAAUGAUUUGACAAGGCCUGAUCCUAGCUUAACCCCAAGUUCCACUUUAUCUGAUGAUAGUAAUUCCUCGAGGGUAACAGAACAAACACAAAAUAAUUCAAAUGAUUCAGCAGAGUCCUCUCCUACAGGAGUCAGACGAUCUAGCCGAAUUAAGAUUAUUAGCAAUAUGAAACAGAAAACAAAAGGAUAUGGUUUAGUCAAGACACCAUUAAAGAAAGCUUUGAUUACACAAACAAAACUGAAACUUGAAGAAUUAGGGUCUGAUAGUCAAGAAAAAGUCAGUGAAAUUGUUACAAAUACAACUACUAAUUCUGCACAAUUCCCAGUUCCCUCUGAAAUGCCAGUUAAAGUGAAAUCCCGUUGGCGGAGAUCUAGUGAGCUUGAGAUGGGUGCAAACUCUCCAGCCAACUCCCCACUUGCUAGUCCAAAUUUACCUCAAAGAUUACUACCCCCACUCGAAGAACAGAAUCCUACCCAUGAGGAGCAGACUGUUACUGAGUUAACUAAGGAAGCUUAUGAUAAGAUAAUAGAAGAGAGAAUGAAUCAAUACCAACAUUUAGAUGAGAAUGAGUAUCUAUGUGAUCGUAUGAUUAGUAAGGACACAAAGAAAAUGAUAUGUGACUGUUUCAUGACCAAAGAAGAACUAGAGCGUGGAGAAUUAGCAUGUGGAGAAGAUUGUCUAAAUAGGUUACUCAUGAUUGAAUGUAAUUCUCGGUGCCCUGUUGGGGACCGUUGUACAAAUAGAAGAUUUCAAAACAAGGAAAAUGCCGCAUUGAAAGUCUUUUAUGCAGAUAAAAAAGGUUGUGGAGUCGAAGCCAGUGCUGUUAUUCCAGCAGGUGAAUUUCUAAUGGAGUAUGUAGGUGAAGUCCUAGAUUAUGAACAGUUUUAUAAGCGAGCACAAUCUUAUUCCGAUGAAAACAAUCUUCACCAUUACUUCAUGUCGCUAAAAGGUGACACAGUAAUUGAUGCAACUAUGAAGGGCAACAUAUCUCGAUUCAUCAAUCAUUCCUGUGAACCAAAUGCAGAGACACAGAAGUGGACAGUGAACGGAGAGCUCAGAAUAGGCUUUUUCAGCAAAAGGGACAUUACAAUUGGAGAGGAGAUCACCUUUGAUUAUCAGUUCCAGCGCUUCGGCAAGGUGGCGCAGCGGUGCUACUGCGGAGCGGAGAAUUGCCGCGGAUGGAUCGGUGCCGAGCCUGACUCCGAGGAUGAUGAUGAUGAGGAGGAAGGCGAUGUUUCAACAUCGAAAGCGGGUACAACCGAAUCUUCAGAAGAGUCUCACGGGACAGAUGUACUGUCUGAACAACCACAGCCUGGAGUUGCUAAAAUCAAAAGGGAGCGGAAAUAUAAGCCAAAAGCACCUGACUUGGUGCAGGAUGCUGAUAUCGAAGAUGACCUCGAAGCGCUCAGCCGCACCGGUGUAAAGAACCAGAGCCACACGCUGCGUUUGUCCCGGACUGUAGUGCGCGCGAAGACAAGACGCGCGCAGACCGCACUAUUGAGACUCCUGCGGGACGCCGACCUGCCGUGCCGCCGCCUGUUCCUCGACUACCGCGGCUUGCGGUUGCUGGCGCCCUGGUGUGCUGACGCCUCCACCGAGUUCAGGCUAGAAAUGCUACUGACCGUGGACCGGUUACCGAUCACAAACAAAACAAUGGUGCAAGAGAGCCGUUUCUUCACGAUCGUCGAGCGAUGGCGUAACACCGUAGAUCUUCCAACUGAUACACAGUUUAUAGAUGAGGCGACCGGUUUACCAGUAGACUUGCCUAAUAGAACAAGUCAAGAAAAUGCUGCAAUAUUAGCCGAGAAAAAUAAAGAAAAUGCGGCUAUACUGGAAAAAGUUAGAGAUCUCUCAACUCAAUUGCUAGAAAGAUGGUCCAGUUUGAAGGAAGUGUUCAAAAUUCCUAAGAAGGAAAGAAUACAACAAAUGAAAGAACACGAGCGGCAAGCGAAUGUGGAAAGGCGAGCGGCCGACUCUAGUGGUUCCCGCGAUCGUGAGCGCGAACGCGAACGAAGGGAAGAACGCGACCGACGAGACGACAGGGAACAUCGCGAGAGGGAACGGGAAAGAGAACGCGAGCGCGAACGUGAAAGGGAAAGGGAUAGGGAGAGAGAACGAGAUCGUGAGCGUGAUCGCGACAGGUAUAGAGAACGUGAGCGAGAGCGCGAUAGGGAAAGGGAUAGAGAUG
Messenger RNA from Parnassius mnemosyne (clouded apollo), 3469 nucleotides. Lineage: Eukaryota; Metazoa; Arthropoda; Insecta; Lepidoptera; Papilionidae. The record is from the annotation of a GenBank genome assembly.